Messenger RNA from Cyphellophora attinorum, 570 nucleotides. RefSeq lists its product as uncharacterized. The coding region runs from base 1 to 570 and encodes 189 amino acids. NCBI's taxonomy places the organism in Eukaryota, Fungi, Ascomycota, Eurotiomycetes, Chaetothyriales, Cyphellophoraceae. The transcript has 3 exons. The record is from RefSeq and is a predicted model, not a curated record.
AUGGACACCCCCACAAUCUACACCCUAGCCUCGACCGCCUGGCUUAGCCUACAAGCACUCCCGCUCCUCUUCACUCCCAAGCUCAUUAUCACUCUCCUGGCCGAGACCGACGCCCACGUCGCGACCAUUACAGAGAUCUACUUCGCCCGCCUUCUCGCCAUUGCGCAACUCAGCAUCAUCGUGUUCUCCCUCCUGCCGCCAGCCGCAUCGUCAGGGACCUCACCACAACAACAACAGCAGCCGCCGUAUGCUCUGACAUUCACGCAUGUUGCGAGUUUCGUUUAUAUCUACGCCCACUACACUACAUUAACAAGUGCCCUCGGCUCCUCCACUCCUAACACGACAGGCCUCCUCCUCGGCCUCCUCGGCAACGGCAUCCUCUCAAGCAUGGGCAUCUUCAUGACCGUCUUUUCCGGCACUGCAGCACAUGUGUCAAAGAGGACGGGCGCGGACAAGCGGACUAGUGGGUGGCCUUUUGGAAACGUCAAUGCAUACAAUCCCAAGAAAGACAGGGCGACGGUGGCAAGCAGAGCUGAGCCAAAGUUUAGAUCGAGCAACGCCUUGAUGUAG